Molecule: messenger RNA, 2820 nt
Organism: Aedes albopictus (Asian tiger mosquito)
Lineage: Eukaryota; Metazoa; Arthropoda; Insecta; Diptera; Culicidae
Gene: Ir68a
Product: glutamate receptor 2
Exons: 3
Coding region: 368-2581 (737 amino acids)
Cellular component (GO): membrane
Molecular function (GO): ligand-gated monoatomic ion channel activity
Source: RefSeq, a predicted model, not a curated record
CGAUCAUGCUGGCUGUAGGUACGCGAUGAAACAGUUUUCGAGCAUUAAACUUUAUGGGAAACUGGAGCCAACUGUCCAAGACUAACCCAGAUGAAGCUCUGCUGUACGAUACGCGCUGAGUACAGACAAGUAUCAAUGAUUUCAUGGUGUGGUAAAACAAGCUUUAACCCUCUAAAACAGCGACUUGUUGCAAUUUAAUACGUUCAUUGACGAACCUGUCGGCAACUAAAAUUAGAACUAGAGUAAAAAUUAAAAAUUCAUGUCUCAUUUGCAUAUAAAACCGUUUCUUGCACAAAACUAUCUGCAUUCGUGGUGCUCCUGAUUCAGUUUACGGUUAACCGUUUUUCCAUACGCUCUUCUUCUAAGGAUGGCAAAACAACACCUAAAAUUGUUCCUAAUUGCCACGUUUUUGUCAAAGCUGGUACACUCCAAACAUUCAACGGAUCGGUCACCCUUCGACGACGAUAAUGACCUCGUAGAUUUCGGGCGUCUUCUGAUAGAUUUGAUAGCCAAAACGAAGCCUGGCCAUUGCUACGUCUUCGUCACGGAUAGCAUCUACCAGGUUGUUCUGACGGAUCGACUCUUCCGAGAGAUUGAGAACCAUCCGCGGUACGUAGUUCAAAUCCCGGACUACGAAGACACGCUAGAUCCCGCACCACGUGUUCGCUGUAUGUUUGAAGAAGUUCGGAAAAUCGGCUGCGGAGCCUAUGUUAUACUGCUAGCGAAUGGGAUCCAGAUGGAGCGGUUACUUCGCUUUGGAGAUAGGACAAGGAUAAUCAAUACCCGCGCAAAGUUCAUCAUUCUCCAUGACUAUCGCCUGUUCGUGCCUGACCUACAUUACCUGUGGAAAAGGAUAGUGAACGUCGUAUUCGUCAGACAGCUAGUGAUUGACAGGUCCAGGAAUAAGGACGAGGGUCACCAUUACGAGCUAAGCACCGUACCGUUUCCGUUCCCUUUGAGAGGGGUGUUUAUCUCGCGAAGGCUCGACUUCUGGUUCAAUGGGAAGUUUCGAAAAGGUCGUAAACUGUUCACCGAUAGGACCACCAACUUGGACGGACAAUCGAUGAAGGUCGUAGUGCUGGCUCAUACACCGGCGAUAUUCAGAACCACCCACAACGAGACGGACGAGCAUUUGAAGUACUACGGGCUGGAAGUAGAACUGCUCAAAGCGGUUUCCGAGGCAAUGAAGUUUGAAAUGGAUUUUUACGAAACCGAUGAUGCUGCUGUUGCCAUGUGGGGAAAAGUAACAGACGGCGAGAACUCCACGGGAUUACUCGGAGAAAUGAAUGAAGGCCGUGCUGACUUUGCGCUGGCCGAUCUACACCACACCCAGUACCACCUAGAAAUCAUGGACCUGAGCAUUCCGUACAACACCGAGUGCCUAACGUUCCUGACUCCGGAAGCCCUGACGGACAAUUCCUGGACGACCCUGAUACUGCCGUUUACCGGGGGUAUGUGGGCCGGGGUUCUGGCAUCACUGUUUUCGAUAGGAUCGGUGUUCUACGCCCUAUCGAGGCUGUUGAUGUACGUGCGGCACGAGCAAAGCUUCAGCAGCGACUUGGAUAUGAUUGCAAAGAGAUGCGGAAGACGCAAGAGGAAAGUGCAAUUCAAGAAAUGGUAUGGUCUGAUGAAUACUUAUAAGAGAAAGUUGGGGAAGUGGAAAUGGAUGAAGCUUAGGAAGAAACCGAAGGAUGCGCCGGAUAUGAGCAAGCUUAAAAUGCUCAAAAUGAUUCCGUUCAAACGGCAACCUCUUCCUUGGAAGGAUCCUCUGCCGCCUCGAGACAUAUUCGACACCUUCUCCGGUUGCAUCAUCUACACGUACAGCAUGCUUUUGCUGGUUUCACUGCCUCGACUCCCAAAGGGAUGGCCUCUACGUCUUCUUACGGGUUGGUAUUGGAUCUACUGCAUUCUACUGGUGGUCGCUUAUCGAGCAUCGUUAACGGCCAUUUUGGCCAACCCGGUUGCUAGGGUUACCAUCGACAAGCUGAAGGAUCUCGCCGACAGUCCCAUCCGCUGCGGAGCCUGGGGAGAACAGAACAAACUGUUCUUUCAAACUGCUUCGGACCAGGCAUCGAUGCAGAUAGGGCAGAAGCUUGAGCAUACCCCUAAAGCGGAAAGCGCGGUAGAACGAGUCGUCGAAGGACAUUUCGCCUACUACGAUAACGUUUACAUGUUGAAACACCUUCGAGCAACGCAGAAAUCGGCUAAAGCGCGCGAGACAUUGCACAUCAUGGAGGAAUGUGCCGUCCACAUGCCGAUAUCUAUUGGGAUGGAGAAAAACUCACCGCUCAAGCCCAAGGUGGACAAGUACGUACGAGCCCUGGUGGAAGCUGGGCUGACCAAGAAAUGGCUGGCCGAUGCUAUUGAAGAAUUCCAGUCAAACGUGGAAUUGCCCCCACAGGAAGCUACUAUAGAUUUGCAGAAGCUAACGGCUGCCUUCAUAGCGCUUGCAAUCGGAUACGGUGUAUCGCUGUUGGCUUUCGGGGCCGAGAAACUGUACUGGCGGUGUGUGAUUGAGAAGCAUCCCGCCUAUGAUAAGUAUAUCGUUGGGUCGUACCGCGGAAAAGUUGUAAAGUUUUGAAAGGCACAAAAAACAUAAAUGUUUGAAGAAAGUUGAAUUUUUAAAUUUUCCUACAGAGAUUCCCAUUGGAGGUCCUUCAGGGAUUAGUCUGAGAGUUCCUUCAUGGAUUCCUUCUGAAGUUCCUUCAGUAAUUUCUCAGACAUUUUUCCAGGAAAUCCUUAAGCAAUGCUUCUAGAGUUCCAACAAGGGAUUUCUCCUGAUGUUCUAUAGGGAUCGCUCAAGGAGAGAUCAAUUCAGGA